AUGCCGAUUCCUUCCCUGCCUCUCUUCGCUGCGGCAGAGCAGCACGCACGCGAGAAUUCCGAGAAGAUCGCAGUCAUCGAUGCCACCAAACAACAGUGCUUCACAUUUGUUCAAUUGCUAGCCGAUGCAGCAGCAUUGAGGAAGCGCAUACUGGAGCAAUUGAGUUUGAAGGAAGAUUUGGAAGAACGGCGCAUUGCCUUCUUGGUCCCCAAUGGAUAUGACUACGUCGCUACGCAAUGGGCCGUGUGGGCGGCAGGAGGUGUCUGUGUUCCACUUUGCACAAGCCAUCCUGUUAAGGAACUGCUAUACACCGUCGGUGAUUCGGACCCCUCGUUGAUUCUUGUGCAUCCGCAAUUCGAGAAGAUCGCACCCGCACUGCGCGAAGGAUGUGCCACCGAUAUCCCCUUCAUGGGACUCGACCCCUUUUCGCGCAAUGACGCACCGACUUUGCCCUCGUUUUCCCCGCCCUUUGCGCUCACCCGACGCGCCCUGAUGAUCUACACUUCGGGCACCACAUCAAACCCCAAGGGCUGCGUGACCACACAUGAGAUCAUUACAUUCCAAGCAAACUGCCUAGUGAAGGCCUGGAAAUACACUUCCUCAGACCGUCUCAUUCAUGUGCUGCCACUCCACCACAUCCACGGUAUCAUCAAUGGACUGGCUGCCAGUUUCCUGAGCGGGGCCACCGUGGAGAUGCAUCAGAAGUUCGAUCCGAAGGUGAUCUGGGAGCGGUGGCAGGACCAGGGCUCUUCGACCUUGUUUAUGGCUGUGCCGACCAUCUAUUCCCGUCUGAAUGACUACUUUGAUGCUCACAUCCGCGGCACGGAACAAGAAGAUACCGCGCGAGCCGGUGCUCGUGGGCUGCGGCUGCUCGUCAGUGGAUCUGCGGCACUUCCUACCCCCAUCAAAGACAAAUUCGCCGAAAUUACUGGCCAGGUUUUGUUGGAGCGGUAUGGAAUGACGGAGAUCGGUAUGGCGAUCAGCUGCGGGCUGGAGAUUGAGAAGCGAAUCGAUGGCAGUGUGGGAUGGCCGUUGCCCGGCGUCGAGGUCCGCUUGACUGACAAGGAAACCGGCCGAAUUGUAGAUGAGGUGGAUGAGGACGGGAUGAUCGAAAUCAAGGGCGGAAACGUCUUCCGCGAGUACUGGCGGAAACCAGAGGCGACAGCCUCGGAGUUCACAGCGGAUGGAUGGUUUAAGACUGGCGACGUGGCCAAGCGCGAUUCCAACGGCGCAUACUUCAUCCAAGGCCGCGCUUCUGUCGACUUGAUCAAGUCUGGUGGAUAUAAGAUUUCAGCCUUGGAAGUUGAGCGGAAGAUGCUGUCCCUUGAUGUGAUUCAGGAAGUCGCCGUAGUCGGACUGGCCGAUCAAGAAUGGGGCCAGCGAGUCGCUGCCGUUGUCAAGUUCCGAGAAGGGGCUACACCGCUGGAACUUCCUAUCCUCCGUGCUGAGCUCAAGAAGGAGAUGGCUCCUUACAAGAUCCCCACCGUUCUGAAAGUUGUGGAUGGGAUCGAGCGCAAUGCCAUGGGCAAAGUCAAUAAGAAGGUCAUUGUGCAAAAGUACUGGCCAGACAAGGCAUGA
Messenger RNA from Penicillium paradoxum, 1578 nucleotides. RefSeq names its product acyl-CoA synthetase. Gene Ontology annotation, biological process: fatty acid metabolic process. The coding region runs from base 1 to 1578 and encodes 525 amino acids. Gene Ontology annotation, molecular function: medium-chain fatty acid-CoA ligase activity. Lineage: Eukaryota; Fungi; Ascomycota; Eurotiomycetes; Eurotiales; Aspergillaceae. The record is from RefSeq and is a predicted model, not a curated record. The transcript has 3 exons.